Molecule: messenger RNA, 5059 nt
Organism: Triticum aestivum (bread wheat)
Lineage: Eukaryota; Viridiplantae; Streptophyta; Magnoliopsida; Poales; Poaceae
Product: putative disease resistance RPP13-like protein 1
Exons: 4
Coding region: 1894-4368 (824 amino acids)
Biological process (GO): defense response to other organism
Molecular function (GO): ADP binding
Source: RefSeq, a predicted model, not a curated record
ACUGUUCAUAUGAUGCAACUGAACCAAAUAUCUCAGACAGAGUAUAAUUUUGUUUUAUUGAGAUCGUGUUUUAAACCAUGGAUUGUACCUGAGAAAAUUGACAAAAUAUGUUCUUCUGUCAGCUUAUGUACUUGUUUGCGUCUCAUUGAUGACGAUUAUAACCCUACUACUUUGAUUUAACAGAUCUCACCCUUUGUUCAUAAGAAAAGAACCUAGCUCACUUGUUGUAGCAAAUAUUUCGUACCCGUCAGUAAGUCACUAACCAUCAUGUGUCUCGGCUGCUUCAGUUCUGACUAAUGUAUAGGACAUGUACAAAUCAUACGAGUCAUAGCAUUUUGAUUAGUAUACAAGCAAUCACGACAUCCGAACAAAACCAACUUUCUUAAUCAUGCCUGAUCAUUGCUGGUUUAUUGCAUUUGUCUUAAGAUGCUGCAGAAGGGAGUUGAUGACCUGUUUUUGUCCUCAUUUGCAUAUUAAAUUGCAUCAGUUAAUGUAUUCCCAGGAUUUUUUAACUGUGCAACUUGCCUAUUGUUUCGUGGAGACAAAUCUCAAGCAGAUACGUGCACCAGGUUUCACAUUUGCUGAUGGAAUCUUGACGAGGUAAACAGAUGAGAGUCUUACCUGCUUGCUGGUUCGGUGCAUCAUCAUCCACCGUUGCCAAUAAGCAAGCUGCAGGCUUGCUUAUUAAUGUUUACAUCACAUCAGAGCCACUGACAUCCGAUGUUAAAAAUAUUACUACAGAGCAGACUUUGUAGACUGUUAUGUAGUUGACAUAGUUUAUGCAAGCUCCCCUCACUGUUGGUGUGAUAUAGGAGAAGGAUGCUUCUUAUCUUUCCCGAGGAAGAACACGAUGAUUCAGUAGGAACUACACUUCAGCUGCUUUCAACCAUUCCUCUGGUUGUGCUUACACUCCAUUUAGUUUCCAACAUUCUGCUUGUGCUUACACUCCACUUCUGCAUCCAUUCUUUUGAUAUCUGACUCAGCACAUGCUUCAUGAUUGGUGCGCCUGUUCUUAUUGUUUGCCGGACUGCUUAGCAAAGAUAUCCUGUUGGGAGGGAACAAUUUGUACCAACACAUCCCGCUCUGCUGCAGCAGUCUAAUAAUUUAACUUAUUCAGUCUAGUCAACCAGUUACCUUCCAUCUCCCUUGGGUUCGGCCAUCUAGAUCUUAAGUAGUCAUGGGUUCAUCGAGAUCUUGAAGUGGUGAUUGGUUGACUACUGGAGCAAUCUGCUUACGUGAGAUCAUUAAUUCGACUGUUGUUACCGACUGUUUAUUUCUUGCUUUAAGGUUGGUUUGAAAGCCUGCAAAUUUGCCACACUUCCAGAGAAAUUGCUUUGUAAAUUGGUGGAUUAAACUCAUCAAGUUUGUCUGAUGGCAGCCAUACUGGUUUCUCUUGUCGGAUCAUGUGCCAAAAGAUUGCAAGAAAUAAUUACAGAUGAGGCGGUUCUUAUUCUAGGGGUAAAUAAAGGUCUUAGAGACCUGCAGCGAACAAUGACUCAAAUACAAUGCUUUCUCAAUGAUGCUGAAGAAAGGAGGACAGAAGAGUCAGCAGUCAACAAUUGGCUUGGUGAGCUGAAAGAUGCUAUGUAUUAUGCUGAUGACAUUAUUGACUUGGUGAGAUUUUUUUUUUCAAGAGUACGCCAAAGGCGUACCAUAUUUUUAUAGAAGGCAGAAGACAAUUACAAGAAGCUACAACUCGUUGCGAACAACAAGUGUAGUCAAACACCACAUCCAAGCUAAUCCGAAGAAAAGCCUCCGCACACAUUACAUACACAACGCAAAAGGCGCCUGCCCAAACCAGAGCAACAUGGCCGCGUCGCGACCCACACCGAUCAUCUCGAAGAGCAACAACUCCAAUUGGACUACCCUAGUCGACGCACCAACCACCCUUGAAUGCCGAAGGACUUGGUGAGAAUUGAAGGAGGCAAGUUACUAGCUGAACAUAAUUCCUCAUCAACAAAGGCAACUGAAUGUGGUGGAAUUUCAUUUUUCACAUGCAUUCCCAGUUGUAAGAAGCGUCAUGAUAUUGCCAUAAAAAUCAGAGAUUUUAAUGGAGAACUCGAGAAGAUUUCAGAGUUGGGAGCAAAAUUUUUAAAGCUCCAGAGUAUGCAGCAUAAAGCGGAAGCUCCACUGGUGAAGCAGAUGAGAACUUGCCACCUUGUGGAGCCGAAUCUUGUGGGAAAGGAAACUUUACAUGCUUGCACAAGAUUGGUUGAACUGGUGCUUGGACAAAAGAAAAAGAAGGCCUACAAGGUUGGUAUUACUGGAACAGGAGGGGUUGGGAAGACAACUCUGGCUCAGAAAAUAUAUAAUGACCAAAAAAUAAAAGGAGCAUUUAGCAACCAAGCAUGGAUUUGUGUUUCUCAGGAGUACUCUGAAGUCGCUCUAUUGAAAGAAGUUCUUCGAAAUUUUGGUGUACAUGAAGAGCAAGGUGAAACUGUGGGAGAGCUCAGCAGCAAGCUUGCAGAGGCCAUUCGAGGAAAAAGUUUCUUCCUUGUGCUAGAUGAUGUUUGGCAGCCUCAGGUGUGGACCAAUCUACUGAGAGUUCCAUUACAUGCUGCUGCAACCGGAGUAAUUCUAGUAACCACUCGACAUGAUACAGUUGCACAUGUAAUUGGGGUGGAAGAUGUGCAUCGAGUAGAGUUGAUGGCAUUAGAUGUAGGAUGGGAACUGCUUUGGAAGAGUAUGAACAUUAAUCAAGAAAAUGAUGUGCAAAACCUUAGGCAUAUAGGGCUGGAAAUUGUUCGUAAAUGUGGCGGACUUCCUCUUGCAAUCAAAGUUACUGCUAGUGUUCUAGCAACUAAAGCAAAAACUCAGAAUGAGUGGAGAAAGAUUAUGGAGAGAAGUGCAUGGUCUAUGGGCAAUCUUCCAACCGAGCUCAAUGGUGCUCUGUAUUUGAGUUACGAUGAUCUGCCACGGCAUUUGAAGCAAUGCUUCCUCUAUUUGAUCUUAUACCCAGAAGAUCAAUACAUGUACCGAGAUGAUCUUAUCAGGCUGUGGAUUGCUGAAGGCUUUGUUGAGGAGCAUAAAGAACAACUUCUGGAAGAUACAGCUGAAGAAUAUUACUAUGAGUUGAUAUAUAGGAAUCUACUGCAACCAGACCCUUUACGUUUUGACCGCAGCAUGUGCAAAAUGCAUGAUCUCUUGAGACAAAUUGCUCAGCACUUUUCAAGAGACGAAAAUUAUUGUGGCGACCCACAAUCAUUACAGGUUACAACCUUGUCCAGGCUACGGCGUGUUUCAGUUGUCACUGACAAGGAUUCUUUAAUGCUGCCCAAUGUGGACAACGAGAAGAUUAGAGCAAGGACACUGUUAAUUCAUUCCACUAAGAAAUUGAGAGUUGAAAAUACAGUUUUCAAGAGGCUUCCAUGCAUCAGAGUUUUAGAUCUGACUGGUUCACCUAUAAAAAGUAUUCCAGAUUGCGUUGGUAGUUUGAUCCAUCUACGACUUCUUGAUCUGGAUGAGACAGCCAUAUCUUGUCUUCCAGAGUCCAUCGGUUCUCUGAUAAAUCUUCAGAUACUGAACUUGCAAAGGUGCAAAGCUCUGCACAGCCUUCCUUCGUCGAUCACACAGUUGUGCAAUUUAAGGCGCCUUGGUCUUGGUGGCACACCAAUAAAUCAGGUGCCAAAAGGGAUAGGUAAACUAGAAUUCCUCAAUGAUCUGGAAGGAUUUCCUAUUGGUGGUACAAGUGAUGGCGCUAAUACACAAGAUGGAUGGAAGUUGGAAGAGUUGGGGCAUCUUUGGCAGCUAAGGCAGCUUGACAUGAUCAAAUUGGAAAGAGCAUCCCCUAGCACGACAGAUUCUCCAUUUUUAAGAGACAAAAAGUAUCUCAAAUUUCUGACUCUAUGUUGCACUCAACGGAAGGAAGAACCAAAUUCACAAGAUAUCAGCAAUAUUGAGGACAUUUUUGAGCAGCUAAUCCCUCCACACAACUUGGAAAAACUUGUUAUUGAUGAAUUCUUUGGUCGAGGGUAUCCCACCUGGCUUGGUACUAGUAUCCAUUUGUCUUCAACAACAUACUUGAACCUUACUAAUUGCAAACACUGUGUCCAUCUUCCACCACUAGGGCAGCUGGCCAGCCUGAAAUAUCUAAAAAUUGCUGGAGCAACUGCAGUUACCAAGAUUGGACCUGAAUUUGUUGGAUGCGGGGAGGGUAAUCCCGCCUUCCCCAAGCUCGAAUACCUCGUCUUCAAAGAAAUGCCCAACUGGAGCGAGUGGUCCUUUGUUGAAGAAGAAGAAGAAGAAGAAGAUGCAGUGGCAGCAGCUACAGAAGGGGGAGAGACCGAGACGUCUCCCCCGAUGCGGCUGCUGCCAUGCCUGAAGAGGUUGGAGCUUCUUGGCUGCUCCAAGCUGAGAGGUCUCCCAUGACAGCUUGGACCGGAGGCCACCAACCUGAAAGAGCUCUUUAUUAUUGGAGCAAGCUGCUUGAAGGCAGUGGAGGACCUCCCUUUCGUGGAGAGCUUCUUGAUCUCGGGAUGUCAUCAAGUCCUGGAGAGGCUCUCGAACCUUCCUCGACUGAGAGAGCUACGCAUAAACGAUUGCCAAACAUUGAGGCGUGUCGAGGCGCUGGCAAGCUUGCAGCAGCUGUGGUUGACAGAGAAUAUGCUGGAGAUCUCUUCUUUACUGUGGGUGCCAGGGCUGCAACAACAGCGCCGUCAGCUUGACGGCCAUGGGGAAGACCCGCUGGAUGUCUACCAAUGGGCAAUGCCUCUAGUAGAUUAGAUGCCCAAAUUUAUGGUGGCAUCUGAAGGAACAUGCUGAGGUAUGACCAUUUACUGACAGGCAGUUUGGAUUAUUUGAUGCUCUGCUUGGACUCAUAAUGUCCGCGCUCAGUUUCAUCGUACCAUUUGUGUUGUCAAGUAACAAGUUUUUGUUUGCAAGCGACAUUCAGUUCCUCUUUCGUGCGUUUUGUCCUGAAUUUUGAAGCUCUCGAUGGACAGUGUAAUAGAAUGGAGAUUUAUGAAUUUAUCUCUAGAGCCACAUAUUCAAAUGGCGGUGUUGCUAUCAUGUAACUGAACCAAGUAUCUCGGAUUAUCUGAAUGCACGUCUUUUCUUCAUA